UAAUAUGGGAAUUCUUUCUUUUAUAGUUUCCAUUUUGACAAUCACAUAUGGGAAUACCACAUUGUUUAUUGUCACAAGUUUUAUCUUGUUUUUUUCUGCAUUUUUGUUCUUGAUAAAUUCCAAAAACAGAGUGCAAGUUUUUAAGCAACAAUUCAGCCAAGAAAAUAAGCUAGAUCAUCUGAUUGAAUCAGAUAAAGGGUGUUUGGAUAUGGGUUUACAAGAUUCUUGUUCAGAGAGUGAAGUAAUUGAUCAAUUUUCAUGCACAACUGAAGAAGAACAAGAUUCUGAUUAUGACAGGUGGCAGUUUUCCGGCGAUACAUCCGGCCGGAGAACCGAAUGCUCAGAUGGGUCAAUAUCAGAUGAGGAAAGUUUGAUCGAAAUCGAGUUACCGGGCGGUCAUUAUGUGGGCCACAAUGAAUAUAAACAUGAAGAAGAAAACAAGUUUUAUUGCCGGAAAAGGUCGCCGGAAUCGGUGUUAUGGUGGCGGGAGAUGAAUGAGGAAGAAAAUAUGAUAGAGAUUGACUUGUCAGUGGGGUCCAUUAAGUGCUCAAGAUUUGGGAUCAAAGCAUGAGCAAUUAAAUUCUACUUUAUGAUGAUUAUGUUUGUGUAUUACUAAUUCCUUUUGGGUUUAAAGGGUUUUUUGUGAUCUUAUUUAGAAAAAUUGGAUUUUGUUAUCUUUUAAACCAAGCAAAAAGGAUAUGAUAUUUGUGAAAUUAGAUAUCUUGAGGACUUUAGCA
Molecule: messenger RNA, 737 nt
Organism: Erigeron canadensis
Lineage: Eukaryota; Viridiplantae; Streptophyta; Magnoliopsida; Asterales; Asteraceae
Exons: 1
Coding region: 5-571 (188 amino acids)
Source: RefSeq, a predicted model, not a curated record